ACAGCCUGUGUGUUUGACUGUGUCAUUAAUAGAUCAGUAUGGAGCUCAGUCUACUUCCUCUAAUGCUCUUGCUGAUUUCAAACAUCCGCCCUGCACACACUCAAGGGCAAGAGGCUUCAGAGGAAUACAGCAAGGCACCUAAACCUCGUCUGACUGUUCAGCCUGAACCAUCACAGAUAUUCAGAGGAGAUACUGUCACUCUCACAUGUGACAUACAGGGGGAAGAUUGGACAUACACAUGGCAGUGUGGAGAUGAACAGCACAACUCUGAGGAGAAAGAGUUCAAGAUCACUGCACAGCUCAAACAGUCAUGCAAGUGUAAAGGCUGCAGAGAAUCAUUCUGCUCUGAAUGGAGUGAUGCUGUGACUCUGAGUGUUUCGGGCAAGCCCAAAUUAACUGUAAAGCCCCAGAGUUCAGUGUUCACUGGAGACACAGUUACUCUCAUCUGUGAUGAGGGACGAUCAACUGGACGGACAAUUUACUGGUUCAAAAACUUUCAGAGAAUAAAAGCUGGUUCUGAAACAGAAACACUGAGAAAAGUGAGAGUCUCUGAUGGAGGAAGAUAUGCGUGUACUGUAGAAAAAAAGACCACACAAAGCCAAGGAGUCGUGCUAACUGUAGGAGAGAGACCCAAGCCUGUAGUGCGUGUUAAGCCUGAUGGACGUCUGUUCAGAGGAGGACAGACGGUCACUCUCACAUGUGACAUACAGGAGACAGACGUCACCAGCUGGAGAUACAGCUGGAAUAAAGAUGAUUCAGUGAUUAAUGUCAGUCAAUCUCAGGAAUACCGGAUCAGUUCUGUUAGUGAAUCUCACACAGGUAAUUACAGCUGUACUGGAAGAGAAACAGGAGGAUCACGAUACUCACACACCAGUGAUAAAGUUACGCUGACCGUAUCAGGAUCUUCAGGACUAGAAUUUUCAGUAGCUCAUGCUCUGAUAAUUGGAGUGAUUGCAGGACUGAGUGUCACAUUUCUGCUCAUGUUCUUACUGGCCCGGCUGUGGUGCUGCAAACACAACAAAGGUGCAGGAUCUCCGUCUCCCUCUACUGAGCAUCAGCUGCAAAACAUCAGUCAGACGUCAGAACAGAAGAAGAGUGGACAAACACCACCGCGGUCCGAUAGGUUACAGUGA
Messenger RNA from Sinocyclocheilus rhinocerous, 1133 nucleotides. Its product is annotated as Fc receptor-like protein 5. Gene Ontology annotation, cellular component: external side of plasma membrane. Gene Ontology annotation, biological process: immune response; cell surface receptor signaling pathway. Lineage: Eukaryota; Metazoa; Chordata; Actinopteri; Cypriniformes; Cyprinidae. Gene Ontology annotation, molecular function: transmembrane signaling receptor activity. The record is from RefSeq and is a predicted model, not a curated record. The transcript has 9 exons. Bases 39 to 1133 code for a protein of 364 amino acids.